Messenger RNA from Dendrobium catenatum, 1305 nucleotides. Its product is annotated as F-box protein At1g67340-like. NCBI's taxonomy places the organism in Eukaryota, Viridiplantae, Streptophyta, Magnoliopsida, Asparagales, Orchidaceae. The record is from RefSeq and is a predicted model, not a curated record. Gene Ontology annotation, molecular function: protein binding. The coding region runs from base 54 to 1175 and encodes 373 amino acids. The transcript has 2 exons.
CGGAGGAGGCAUCCUCUCAGAUUCGGACAAACAAGAGAGGGAAAAUAAUUAAGAUGCAUACCAGGAGUGGGCUUUGCUACCCUCGGCCAUCGCCGGCGGCGUCACCGCAUACGGUUAAAAGGGGCUUUGAUGGCUAUUGCAGCGAACCUCGGAAACGAGCUCGCUCAGUGGAGCAGAACAUCGAUUUCUUCAACGGCCUCCCGGACGACCUUGUCCUCCUCAUCCUCUCCAAGCUCUCCGCCUCCGCUGGCUCUCCUUCAGAUCUCAUCAGCGUCCUCCUCACAUGCCGGAGAUUUAACCAAUUAGCAAUACAUAGAAUAGUUCUUUCCAAGCUAUCCGUCAAGGGGACUGCAGUAAGGGCUAAGAACUGGACGGAAUCAACCCACCGAUUUCUAAAAAGUUGCGCUGAAGCAGGAAACCUCGAGGCCAGCUACAGUCUUGGCAUGAUCUGUUUCUACUGUUUGCAAAACAGGGGACUCGGAGCAUCCCUAAUGGCAAAAGCUGCCAUGGCGUCUCACCCUGAAGCUCUCCACUCCCUCUCCAUCAUCCAAUUCAAUGGUAGCGGUGGAUCUAAGAACGACAAAGAUCUCCGCGCCGGAGUCGCUCUCUGUGCCCGCGCCGCCUACCACGGCCACAUAGACGCGAUUCGCGAGCUCGGGCACUGUCUCCAGGAUGGCUACGGCGUGCGGCAAAACGUCGCCGAGGGGCGGCGCUUCUUAGUCCAAGCCAACGCCAGAGAACUCGCAGCGGUGAGGAAAGGUAGAGUACCUGUAAAGUUCUCUCCAUGUUCCCUUCUUAGUGACUUCGGAUGCAACGUGCCGACGCCGGAGGUGCAUCCGGCGAACCGCUUCAUGGUGGAGUGGUUCGCGGAAAGGGGUGGACCGGCUGCUGCUGGUGAAGGAGGAGAGGGGCUAAGGAUGUGUUCGCAUGUUGGUUGUGGACGGCCGGAGACGCGGCGUCAUGAGUUCCGGCGAUGUUCUGUUUGUGGGGCCGUUAACUAUUGCUCGCGAGCGUGUCAAGCGAUGCAUUGGAAGAUGGCGCAUAAGGGCGAGUGUUCGCCCAUGGAUCGGUGGCUUGAUGGGGAGGGUGCGUUGGAGGUGGAGCAAGGUGGCCUGAUUGUCGCCGGCCAAGCUCCGGCAGCGGCGGAAAAUGAUAAUAUGGAAGAAAAUUUGUAGGAAAGGGGAGGAUGUAUUUUGUAGGAGGGUUUCUGAGGUUUUCCUUUUCUUUUGUUUUUUGUUAAUUUAUUUAAUAUUUUUGUGGAAUAGUUGAGGCAUGUUUCUACUUUCUUUUGAAGAUCUUAUUUCA